UGGCGCAGUGGGGUGAUCACUGGGCUCCUGGUGGCCUCAUAUGACUCUUUCUUUCCCUGCAGGCAGUAUGAGACGGUGGUUCCGGUGGAAGACCCCCUGGUCACAGAGGUGACGUCAACACUGCAAGAAUGGGCCUCGCUAUGGAAGCAGCUCUAUGUGAAACACAAGGUGGACCUCUUCUACAAGCUGCGACAUGUCAUGAACGAGGUGAUUGACCUGCGCAGGCAGCUGCUGUCAGGUCACCUGACUCAGGACCAAGUACGAGAGGUCAAGCGACACCUGACCGUCCGACUGGACUGGGGCAAUGAGCACCUCGGUCUGGACUUAGUCCCCCGUAAAGAGUUUGAAGUGGUGGAUUCUGAACAGAUCAGCGUCUCUGACUUAUACAAGAUGCAUCUGUCAAGCCGGCACAGCGUGCAGCAGAGCACCAAUCAGGCGGACACCCUGCGGCAGCGUCACAAGGAGCCUCGCGCCCCGGUGCCUCACCACCUGCUACUCAACCUGAAGAGCUUCACGCACAGCAACAUCGGGGAGGAUGUGGACCUUUUCUUCUCGCUGUACGACAUGAGAGAAGCCCGCCAGAUCAGUGAGAGGUUUAUGGUGAGACUGAACAAGAACGGCGGCCCGAGGAACCCCGAUAAGCCGGAGCGACUCUCUGCACUGUUCACGGAUCUCAGCAGCAGAGAUGUAAAGCGAGACCUCCACCUUGUCGUCCAUGUCAUCAGGAUAGGCCGUAUGCUAUUAAACGACUCCCGGAAAGGCCCCUCGCACAUCCAUUACCGGCGGCCCUAUGGCUGCGCAGUCCUGAGCCUCGGGGAGGUGCUGCCGGCACUGUGUGAGCAUCGAGACGAGAAGGAUUUUGUCCUGAAGGUUUACACGUGUAACAAUGAGAAUGAAUGGUUCCAGGUCCACGAGAAUAUCAUCCGCAAAACCAGCACCAAGUACUCCACGCCGAGCUCCAACUAUGGACUCAUCGUGUCUCUACAACUUCUGCGGGGUGACAUGGAGCAAAUCAGAAGAGAAAACCAAAUUCUGUUUAACAGAGGUGCAGCCGUCACUCGCAAGCUGGGCUUUCCUGAUGUCAUCAUGCCAGGGGACAUCCGCAAUGAUCUCUAUGUGACGCUGGAGAAGGGCGAGUUUGAGAGAGGAGGGAAAAGCGUACAGAAAAACAUCGAAGUCACUAUGCAUGUUCUGUAUGCAGACGGCGAGAACCUGAGGGACUGUGUCAGCCUGGGCACCGGGGAGCCGCCGCGGACGCAGUAUCAUUCCUUCGUCCUCUACCACAACAACGGCCCGCGGUGGGGGGAGCUGGUCAAACUGCCCAUCCCUAUCGAUCGGUUCCGGGGCUCCCAUCUGCGCUUCGAGUUCCGGCACUGCUCAACAAAAGAUAAAGGUGAGAAGAAGCUCUUUGGUUUCUCCUUCACUCCUCUGAUGAGAGACGACGGGACCACGCUGUCAGACGAUGUCCAUGAGCUCUACGUCUACAAGUGCGAUGAGAACAGCACAUUCAACAACCACGCAUUGUACCUGGGCCUCCCCUGCUGCAAGGAUGACAACAGCGGCUGCCCCAACAUCCCAUCCAGCCUCAUCUUCCAGCGAAGCCCCAAAGAGACCUUCUCUGUCUCCACUCAGCUCUCCUCCACCAAGCUCACCCAGAAUGUUGACCUCCUGGCUCUCCUGAAGUGGAAGGUCUACCCGGACCGGAUACUGGACAUUCUUGGCCGCCUGCGCCAUGUGAGCGGAGAGGAAAUUGUGAAGUUCCUGCAGGACAUCUUGGACACGCUGUUUGUUAUCCUAGACGACAACACGGAGAAGUAUGGCCUGCUCGUCUUCCAGUCACUGGUCUUCAUCAUCAACCUCUUACGGGACAGUAAAUAUUACCAUUUCCGCCCAGUGCUGGAAACCUACAUCCAGAAACACUUCGCUGGUGCCCUGGCCUACAGAGAACUGAUUCGCUGCCUGAAGUGGUACAUGGAGCGAUCAGCCGACCUCGUACGGCAGGACCACAUCCAAGAAGCCAUGAGGGCUUUAGAAAUCCUCUUCAAGUUCAUUGUCCAGUCUCGCCUGCUCUUUGCACGGUCCACUGGAGGCUUGGAGGAAGAGCAGUUCCGGUGCAGCAUCCACGACCUGUUCCAGUCCAUGCGUUUUGUGCUGAGCCUGGACACACGGAGCUCCGAUACCCUCCUCUUCACACAGGCCGCCCUGCUCAGCUCCUUCCCCGCCAUCUUCGAGGAGUUGCUGCCCAUGUUCUCAGUGACGGAGGUGGCGGAGUUCGUUCGGGGCACUCUCAGCAGUCUCCCGAGCACGCUGCAUCUAGGACAGUCCAUGGAUGUGGUCAAGCUGCAGUCUAUCGGCCGGACGGUCGACUGUCGCCUCUUCUCUUUCCCAGAGGCGCGCCGGAUUCUGCUGCCGGUGGUGCUGCACCACAUCCACCUUCACCUGCGCCAACAGAAGGAGUUGCUGGUCUGUUCCGGAAUUCUUAGCAGCAUCUUCUCCAUCAUAAAGAGCAGCUCAGCGGAGGUCGAUGUGGGCGAGGAGGUCCAGAUGUUGCAGGAAAGUUUGCUGGACGUCCUUCUACAGACGCUGCUCAUCAUCAUGAGUAAAUCGCAGUCGCAGGAGGCGGUAAGAGGCCAGCGCUGCCCCCAGUGCACCGCCGAGAUCACUGGGGAGUAUGUCUCUUGCCUGCUGUCUCUACUGCGACUGAUGUCAGACACUCAUUACCAACACCUACUGCACAACUUCCAGAGCAAGGAGGAGCUCAAGGAAUUCCUGCUGAAGAUUUUCUGCGUGUUUCGUAAUUUGUUGAAGCUGAGCGUCUUCCCGCCGGACUGGACCGUGAUGAGGCUUUUGGCCAGCAACAUCAUCGUGACCACCGUCCAGUACGUGUCACCCGCCGUACACAAGAACUUCUGUGAAGGAGACUUUGAUUUCAAGGUGUGGAACUCCUACUUCAGUCUGGCCGUUCUUUUCAUCAAUCAGCCCAGUCUACAGCUGGAAAACUUUGCAGCGGGAAAAAGGAGACGCAUCUUGGACAAAUACGGCGAUAUGCGAGUUAUGAUGACCUAUGAGCUCUUCAACAUGUGGCAGAACCUGGGAGAGCACAAAUAUCACUUCAUCCCGGGGAUGAUUGGCCCUUUCCUGGGCGUAUCGCUAGUCCCGCAGCCAGAGGUGCGAAAUAUAAUGAUCCCCAUUUUCCACGACAUGAUGGACUGUGAACAAAGGCGGAACGGCAAUUUCAAGCAGGUGGAGGCCGAGCUGAUCGAUAAACUGGACUCGCUGGUCUCAGAGGGGAAAGGCGACGAAAACUACCGAGAACUCUUCAGCCUCCUCUCUCAGCUGUUCGGUCCGUAUCCCAGUUUGCUGGAGAAGAUUGAGCAGGAGACAUGGAGAGAACCGGGAGCCUCAUUUGUGACCUCAGUGACGCGUCUCAUGGAAAGACUGUUGGACUACAGGGGACUGUAUGAAGGGGAGGAGACCGAGAACAAGAAGGUCGGCUGUACAGUAAAUCUGAUGAAUUUCUACAAAUCAGAAAUUAAUAAAGAAGAGAUGUACAUCCGAUAUAUCCACAAACUAUGUGACCUGCACCUACAGGCGGAAAGCUAUACAGGUAUGGGUUUAUGUCCAUAUACACUAUAUUGCCAAAAGUAUUGGGCCCUCCCAAUCAUGUGA
Molecule: messenger RNA, 3669 nt
Organism: Staurois parvus
Lineage: Eukaryota; Metazoa; Chordata; Amphibia; Anura; Ranidae
Source: the annotation of a GenBank genome assembly